AAGCGGCCGCCCCGCCUCCCGCCUCCCAGUCACCGUUGCUCGGCGGGCCGCCCCCCGAGCGUGGGGACCGGUGCCCCGGCCGGGGUCUGCCGGGAAGAUGGCGACCCCGGGCAUGAGCUGGCAGCAGCACUAUUACGGCGGCUCGGCGGCCGGGGCGGCCAAAUUCCCGCCCUCACCGGCCGCCGCGCAUCAGGCGGGGCACAGCAUGGAUUAUAGCCAGGACCUGCACCUGAAAAUGAGCAAGAAAAUCGCCCAGCUCACCAAGGUAAUAUAUGCUUUGAACACUAAAAACGAUGAGCAUGAAUCUGCAAUUCAAGCCCUCAAAGAUGCUCAUGAAGAGGAAAUCCAACAAAUUCUUGCAGAGACAAGAGAAAAAAUAUUGCAGUAUAAAAGCAGAGUAACAGAGGAGUUAGACCUUAAGAGAAAGAUUCAAGUUUUAGAAGCAUCAUUGGAAGAUCAUGUAAAAAUGAAGCAGGCGGCUUUGGCAGAAUUUGAAGCUUAUAAGCACAGAAUUGAGGACAUGCAGCUUUGUGCAGAAGCCCAGCAUGUCCAACGCAUCGUAACCAUGUCUAGAGAGGUCGAAGAGAUUAGAAGAAAGUUUGAGGAAAGGUUACGGAGUUUUGGACAACUCCAAGUACAGUUUGAAAAAGACAAACGGUUGGCGUUGGAAGAUUUGAGAACUGCUCACAGACGGGAGAUCCAAGAGCUGCUGAAGUCACAGCAGGAUCACAGUGCCUCAGUCAAUAAGGGGCAGGAGAAAGCAGAGGAGCUGCACAGAAUGGAGGUGGAGGCCCUAAACCAGACACUGGAAGAGCUAAGGCUUGAGCGGAAAAAGCUAAUUGAAGAUUAUGAAGGCAAGCUGCAUAAAGCUCAGUCCUUUUAUGAACAUGAGCUAGAUACUUUGAAAAGGUCACAGCUUUUCACAGCUGAAAGCCUCCAGGCUAGCAAAGAAAAGGAAGCAGAUCUUAGAAAAGAGUUUCAGGGACAAGAAGCAAUUUUACGAAAAACCAUAGGAAAAUUAAAGACAGAGUUGCAAAUGGUACAGGAUGAAGCUGGAAGUCUUCGUGACAAAUGCCAAAAGCUUCAGCUAGCGCUUGUUACAGCAGAGAACAAUGUUCAGGUUCUUCAGAAACAGCUUGAUGAUGCCAAGGAGGGAGAAAUGGCCUUAUUAAGCAGGCACAAGGAAGUGGAAAGUGAGCUGGCAGCAGCCAGAGAACGUUUACAACAGCAAGCUUCAGAUCUUGUCCUCAAAGCUAGUCAUAUUGGAAUGCUUCAAGCAACUCAAAUGACCCAGGAGGUUACAAUUAAAGAUCUAGAAUCAGAAAAAUCGAAGGCCAAUGAGAGAUUAUCUCAGCUUGAAGAAGAAAGAGCUUUUUUGCAAAGCAAAACCCAGAGUCUGGAUGAAGAGCAGAAGCAGCAGAUUUUGGAACUGGAGAAGAAAGUAAAUGAGGCAAAGAAAACCCAGCAAGAAUAUUAUGAGAUGGAGCUAAAAGACCUGCAAAAUAGACUGGAAGGGGAGAUGGCUCAAUUAAAUGAGGCCCAUUCUAAGACUUUGGAAGAAUUAGCUUGGAAGCACCAUAUGGCAAUUGAGGCUGUCCACAGUAAUGUAAUUCGGGAUAAGAAAAAACUGCAAAUGGAAUUGGAGGAACAAUAUAAAAAGGAGAAACUAAACCUGGAAGAGGAUAAAAAUCAGCUUCAACAAGAGCUAGAAAACCUGAAGGAAGAAAUGGAAGACAAGCUGAAUUCAGCCAAUCAAGAGAUUGGCCGCCUCCAAGAUAUAGUAAGCAAAAGUGAACAAGGUCUUGGUUCUGCAGAAGGACUCAUUGCUAGUCUUCAGGACUCCCAAGACAGGCUUCAAAAUGAGCUGGAGUUGACUAAAGGCAGGCUGAGGGAGACCAAGGAUGCUCUGUUAAAUGUUGAGGGUGAGCUAGAACAAGAAAGGCAACAGCAUGAAGAAAUACUUGCUGCCAUGAAAGAAGAAGAGAAGCUCAGAGUGGACAAAAUGGCUCAUGACUUAGAGAUAAAAUGGACUGAAAAUCUUAGACAAGAGUGUUCUAAACUUCGCGAAGAGUUAAGGCUUCAACAUGAAGAGGAUAAAAAGUCAGCAAUGUCUCAACUUUUGCAGUUAAAAGAGCGAGAGAAAAAUGCAGCCAAGGAUUCAUGGCAGAAGAAAGUAGAAGAUCUCUUAAACCAGCGGCACUGUCUGGGUGAAGCUUUGCAUAAAUCUAUCAACAAUAUUUCCUUGCUGAAACAGAAUCUGGAGAUGCAGCUUUCCCAGUCUCAGACCUCUUUGCAACAACUGCAAGCCCAGUUUACACAAGAACGGCAACGACUUACCCAAGAGCUUGAAGAAUUAGAGGAACAACAUCAACAAAGACAUAAAUCUUUAAAAGAAGCACAUGUCCUUGCAUUUCAAACCAUGGAAGAAGAAAAGGAAAAAGAACAAAGAGCUCUUGAAAAUCAUUUACAACAGAAACAUUCUGCAGAGCUUCAGUCAUUAAAAGAUGCACACAGAGAGUCCAUGGAGGGCUUCCGGAUAGAAAUGGAACAGGAACUUCAGACACUUCGGUUUGAAUUAGAAGAUGAAGGAAAGGCUAUGCUUGCUUCUUUACGCUCAGAACUAAACCAUCAACACGCAGCUGCAAUUGACUUGUUACGGCAUAAUCAUCAUCAAGAAUUGGCAGCUGCUAAAAUGGAAUUAGAGAGAAGCAUAGACAUCAGCAGAAGACAGAGUAAGGAGCACAUGUGUAGAAUCACAGAUCUACAAGACGAAGUAAGGCACAGAGAGCAUCACAUCUCAGACUUGGAUAAGGAGGUACAGCACCUUCAUGAAAAUAUAAGUGCCCUAACCAAAGAAUUGGAAUUUAAGGGAAAAGAAAUUCUCAGAAUACGAAGUGAAUCCAACCAACAGAUGAGGUUGCAUGAACAAGAUUUAAACAAGAGACUUGAAAAAGAGCUGGAUGUCAUGACAGCAGACCACCUCAGAGAGAAAAAUAUCAUGCGGGCAGAUUUUAAUAAGACUAACGAGCUACUCAAGGAAAUAAAUGCAGCUUUACAAGUGUCACUAGAAGAAAUGGAAGAAAAGUAUCUAAUGAGAGAAUCAAAACCAGAAGAUAUACAGAUGAUUGCAGAAUUAAAAGCCAUGCUUACAGAAAGAGACCAGGUCAUAAAGAAACUAAUUGAGGAUAAUAAAUUUUAUCAGCUGGAAUUGAUCAAUCGAGAAACUAACUUCAACAAAGUGUUUAACUCAAGUCCUACUGUUGGUGUUAUUAAUCCACUGACUAAGGCAAGGACUGCCUCCCUUUGACAGAUGGCUAAAGUUCACGGAACUCUCUUUUAAAAUUGUUAACUUUUUACCUUCUCCUAAUUUUAGCCUAAACCCAUUUACCCUCAUGAUAUCCGCAAGAUCUCCUCUUUCCCCCUUACCCUUCCAGUAUCUCUACCCUUGACCUUCUUUCCAUCCCCUUCUCCCCUCCCUGUGAACAAUCCCUUAACCUUUCUCCCUCAUUCUUUCUGUCCUAGCAGCAUGUCUGUCUUUGAGGAUUCCAUGUAGCUAAAGAGCACCUCCAAAGAUCCCCAGACCACACUUUGGGUAACACUGCUUCAUUUUAACAUCCCAAUUUAACAUCAAGCUUUCAAAAUUUUCCCAUGCCAAAUUUAUAUCUGCUACAGUUCCUGUUUUCUCAUUCGUCCUUAUGCAGGGACCAUCCUCACAUGUAUUAUUUUUAAUGCAGCAAAAGAAGAAGAAUGAUAAAUCACCAACAAACAGGUUUGUGAGUGUUCCCAAUCUAAGUGCUCUGGAAUCUGGUGGAGUGGGCAAUGGACAUCCUAACCGCCUGGAUCCCAUUCCUAAUUCUCCAGUCCACGAUAUUGAGUUCAACAGCAGCAAACCACUUCCACAGCCAGUGCCACCCAAAGAGCCCAAGACAUUUUUGAGGUGAGCCCCGUCUCACCAGUGAUUUCUUUUCUUUUUUAACUUGAGAAAUUUACCUUCUAUUGCAGACAUCUACUCCUUUAAUAACAGCCUAGGAAAAGAAAUUUUACUGUGAAAUAUUUGCAAAAUAUAUUUAUUACCUCUCUAGAGAACUUUUUGACUGUUAAAAAAGAUUUUUUCUAUUUUCUUGUCAGUCAAUUUUCUAAAUGCUUCAGAGGUGCUAAUGUAAUUCAUAUGCUUAAAAUUUUAACAUUUAUAAACUUGCUUCAUUUUUAGAAUUAUCAAUUUUUCAUUAAUCAUCCAUCCUUAUUGCAGAACUUCAGAAUUUUUUUUAUUUAUUAAGUUGUUUUUCUUUCUUAUUCUUAUAUGCUUAUUUUUCCCUUUUUUAUAAAUAUAUGUGCUUAUUGCCAAAAUAAAAAAUACUUAAGGUCUGGGGACUUAAUGAUAAAAGUAAGUAGGAAAUUUAGAAGAAAAAAUAAUUUUCUAUAAUUAACAUUCCAAUUUUAAGUUAUCUCAGAGUUCUUGACUAAAUGUAUUAACAAGUAAGAUUUGAAUACAAUCCAGUUGUUUAUCCAUUAAAUAAAGUCAGGAAGUACUGUCAUCUUAUGCUUACUUUACUAUAACUGAUUUUGUGCCGUUUAAGAAUUUUUUGACUAUUCUUACUAAAUCUCAGUGUCACUAAUAAUAAUCUUACAAGCAGAUGGUUAUUUUUCUAGGCUAAGUGAUUAAUGACCAGUUAAUGACAUUAUUUUUAAUAGAAAAAAAAAUAGCAAGAAUGAAAAGUAGUCAAAUACACCUUUGAAUGUGUCUCCUGCUAAAUAUUCUGUGUUGCUUAUUUCCCCCUGUGCAUGGGUAUGUUCAGGUAUCAGUAAGAUGCAUGUGCAUGGGCUCAAGGAACAUGACCAGUGGAGUUUCCAUUACACAUUGUUGCGUGCCUUGUAAUUUCCCCCAAAGACGGUAGGGAUUCUUUUAUUUUCUUAACUAGCCCAAAGACUCUUUAGUUAGAAUUAAGAUAAAUAUAAAUUAUAUAACUAUUAAGAUGGAGGGGAAAUUGGCUUUUUAAUACACUCCUUUCCCCUAGAGUAUUUGCUUACGGAAUUAUGAAAGUUUAAUAUAAAUAUACAUACGGAAAAAACUAUACUGUAGUUACCUAACUUAGUUAUAUUUAAGGACACAUUCAGUAAGAAAUGCUUGUGUCGGAUUCUAAAAUUUUAACUAAAAAAAGAAAAGGUGCUGAACGAGAAGAAUGUUAUCUUGUUCUCUCUUAUUUCCCACAGUUCCUCCUGAACUUUUUUAUCCAAAGAAGGUCACGUUAUUUUCCUCAACUGUUUGAUUUUUUUUUUUGUUUUGUUUUUUGGUAAUGGUUGUAAUGUGGCUCCUCCUUAACGGACUUCAUCCCAGCUGCUGCUGCACUCUCAUGGAGUGGAGAACACAGUCUAGCAUAGAGGAAGUAGCAAAUCUUUAAAACGCAUCUUCCUAUGUAGGGUACCAGUCGUGGUCACCUGCCCUGAUGUUUUAUGUGCUUUUCCCUUCAUUUGGCAAAACAGCUUAUUGCUGGGUUACAUGUCUCUCUUUUUAUGAAUUCAGUCCUCCUCAGAGUGAAGCUUCCCCGGCGGCUUCUCCAGAUCCCCAGCGCCAGGAGUGGUUUGCCCGGUACUUCACAUUCUGAAAGAAAUGUGUUGGCACAGCUCUGUGUGGACUGUUACUGAGAGCAUGACCUUAUACAGAUCAUUAUGUGAACGGGCUUUCCUGUGUCACACACUGUGAGUGAGAAAGUAUUUGUCUCUCCAAGUGAAAGUACACUGUAUUUCCUGUGGUAUUUAUUGGAAUCACUCAGUAAGGUACUAUAUAAUGUGUGUAAUUAUAACAGUUAUUUUUAUUUGAGAUGGAAGUCUUUAACCUUUGUAAUUACUGCAUAAUAAAUUUUGUUAGAACAAACAA
Sus scrofa (pig) is the source of this 5875-nucleotide messenger RNA. Lineage: Eukaryota; Metazoa; Chordata; Mammalia; Artiodactyla; Suidae. The record is from RefSeq and is a predicted model, not a curated record.